Messenger RNA from Auanema sp. JU1783, 2301 nucleotides. Lineage: Eukaryota; Metazoa; Nematoda; Chromadorea; Rhabditida; Rhabditidae. The record is from the annotation of a GenBank genome assembly.
AUGUCGAGGCCCAUAUCCGGGCCGAGAACUUCAACGAUGAGGAUUCGGGCUUUUCCGAACAACGUAGAUGAACGCAAUGUUCAUCAGACGUGGCUGCUUCUCAAAACUGCUAUUCAAGAAAUUCAAAAAAAGAAUGGUUCUGGAUUGAGUUUUGAAGAGCUUUAUAGAAAUGCCUACACAAUGGUUCUUCACAAACACGGGGAGAAAUUAUACUCUGGUCUCAAAGAAGUUGUAGAGGGUCACUUGGUCGAACAUAUCCGUUUCAAAGUUGCUAACGCUAUAAAUGGUGGAAGGUUCCUUGAAAUCCUGAAUGAAGCUUGGAUUGAUCAUACAACUGCCAUGGUUAUGAUUCGUGAUAUUCUUAUGUACAUGGACAGAGUAUAUGUUCAGCAGCACAAUGUUGAGCCUGUAUAUCCAUUAGGUUUAUCCAUAUUUAGAGAUAAAGUUGUUCGCCAAAACAAUGUAAGCGAGCAUCUACGAGCUACUUUACUUCAAUUAAUAUCAGACGAAAGAAGCGGUCAAACUGUGAACUGGACGGGUAUUAAGCAUGCUUGUCAGAUGCUUGUUGCUCUAGGUAUUGAAGAUCGUCAUGUCUACGAGUCAGAGUUCGAAACUCCCUUUCUUAAGGAAUCGGCAAUGUAUUAUAGAGCAGCUAGUCAGAAGUUCCUGAGUGAAAACAGUGCUAGCGUUUAUGUCCAAAAGGUCGAAGAAUGUAUCGAAGAUGAAGCAGCUCGUGCGAAACGUUACUUAGAUCCUUCAACAGAAGCAAAGAUUCUAGAUGUUUUGGACGAAGAGUUGAUUUCAAAACACAUGCAGCGGAUUGCUGAUAUGGAGCAAAGUGGAGUCGUUCCGAUGCUUUCGAAUGAUAAAGUUGUUGACUUGAGCCGUCUCUAUCGACUAUUGAAGCGAGUUAACAAUGGUCUAACCGUCAUCACAACCGCCAUGAGCAGACAUCUAAGACAACUUGGUGAAGAGAUCGUGGUCGAAGAUGGUGAACUCAUAAAAACUCCUGUUAACUUCAUACAGGCUCUUAUUGAUUUGAAAGAAAAGUAUGACUAUUUCCUUCAUAAUGCUUUCUCCAAUGACAAAGUUUUCAAACACAAAAUUCAGAAUGAUUUUGAAUUCUUCUUCAAUAAGACUUCCAAAAGUGCCGAGUAUUUAUCACUUUACAUGGAUGAUAAACUAAGGAAAGGAAGUAAGGAUUUGAAUGAGAGUGAGUUGGAACAACUGCUUGAUAAAUCCAUGGUGUUGUUCAGAUUCUUACAAGAGAAAGAUGCUUUCGAAAAAUAUUACAAGCAACAUCUCGCUAAGCGAUUGCUAUUGGAUAAAAGCAUUUCUGAUGAAGCUGAAAAUUCCAUGAUUACCAAACUCAAGACCGAAUGUGGUUGCCAAUUCACUCAAAAAUUGGAAGGAAUGUUCCGCGAUAAAGAGUUAUGGGGUUUGACUGUGAGUGAUUUCCGUACAUACAAGGAGCGUUUCAGUCCUGCGGAGAUGGCUCAAAAAGACCCUGCCGAAAUAACAGUACGUGUUCUGACUUCCGGAGUUUGGCCUACUCAGGGUCCAUCUCCUUGUGUCUUACCUAAAAAAUGUUCAACAAGCUUCAAGACAUUUACCGAUUUCUAUACCUCCAAACAUAGUGGUCGCAAAAUAACAUUGAAUACUACUCUGGGAUCUGCUGAUAUUAAAGCAUAUUUCUAUGGUACAUCUAAAGAUGAUGUCAGCUCCCAGGGUUCUUCUAACUCCAUUACGCGUAAAGAGGAGACCAAGAUUCUACAUACAAGUAAUACGUACUUAAUGAUAAUUCUAUUACUGUUCAAUAAAAAGAAUAAGUUUACUUUCGCUGAACUAGCGGAUGAUACUCACAUACCUGAAAAGGAUCUGAAACGUAACUUACAAUCAUUGGCUAUGGGUAAAGCCACCCAGCGAAUAUUAUGCAGAAAAGGUGUUGGAAAAGAUAUAGAGGCGCAGGAUGAGUUCACAGUAAACGAUGGAUUCACUUCGAAGUUCAGUAGAAUAAAAAUCCAAUUGGUAACAUCGAAAAGCGAAACAGAAGCUGAAAGAAAGGAAACAAAGAAUAAGAUUGAUGAGGAUCGUAAGUUAGAGGUGGAAGCUGCGAUUGUCAGAAUAAUGAAAGCUAGAAAGAAAUUGGUGCAUAACUUACUGAUAUCUGAGGUAAUUGAUCAACUCAAACAUCGAUUUGAACCCUCUCCGCAACUCAUUAAAAAACGUAUUGAAGCUUUGAUAGAGCGAGAGUACUUGGCGAGAGAUGAACACGACCAGAAGAGUUAUAGCUAUAUAUAA